UCGCCAUGAAGGGCGAGACCCCCGUCAACAGCACCAUGAGCAUCGGACAGGCCCGGAAAAUGGUGGAGCAGCUGAAGAUCGAAGCCAGCAUGUGCAGGAUAAAGGUCUCCAAGGCAGCAGCAGACCUGAUGACCUACUGCGACGCUCACGCCUGCGAGGACCCCCUCAUCACCCCUGUGCCCACCUCAGAAAACCCCUUCCGGGAGAAGAAAUUCUUCUGCGCCCUGCUCUAAGCUUCGCUUGCCCCACAGCACCGGCUCCUUGGGCCCAGUAGGCAUCUGGGCCGCUCCCCUUCCCCCCCCCUCCCUCUGGACAUCCUCAGCACCAAAUCGGGGUUGGAAUCAGGGUUAGGGAGACAUGAGGCAUCUCGGGGACCGAGACUGCCACUUGGGGGGCUGCCAGUGGGGGAGAGGGGGGAGCUGGCGCCCAUUUCCUCUGGCGGCCUCCCCAUCAGUUGUGGCUAUUUUGCCACAGACCUUUGACCCAGCGCAACAAACCAAUUCCCUGCGAGUGAGAAAGCACCCUGCCCUCCUAAGAAGGGACAGCCCUCACUCGGCAGAGCAUGAGAGCAGUCGCGCUCCCAGGGGGUCCUAGAGACUAACUGCAAACAGAGCAACCCACCUGGAACAUGAGCCCGCCCGCCCCAGCCUUGAAUCACUCUGUCAAUGGAGUUUAGCUCCGAAUCAGAGGUGCUGAAGCUGUCUCCUCCUUGCCCCCACCCCCCAACAAUGCCCAGGGAAGGGUUCAGGGUAUCCCAAUUCCAGAGCCCAGGCGGUUUGUGCCAGUCCUGCCCACCCACAGUGUACCAGAGAGCACAGAAAGUAAUUAAAGUAAAAGUGGAAAUCACAAAACUGUGUCAGUGUUAAAGGGCUGAUGGGGGGGGGAGCAGCAUGGCCUCUGCCAGGGAAGGCCUCUCUCCAGUUACGCGGAACACCCCACUGUGCAAGAGGCAAAGGAUCUCAGAGCU
Gekko japonicus is the source of this 967-nucleotide messenger RNA. It is a transcript of the gene GNG3, whose product is annotated as guanine nucleotide binding protein (G protein), gamma 3. Gene Ontology annotation, molecular function: G-protein beta-subunit binding. Gene Ontology annotation, biological process: G protein-coupled receptor signaling pathway. Gene Ontology annotation, cellular component: heterotrimeric G-protein complex. NCBI's taxonomy places the organism in Eukaryota, Metazoa, Chordata, Lepidosauria, Squamata, Gekkonidae. The transcript has 2 exons. The record is from RefSeq and is a predicted model, not a curated record. The coding region runs from base 6 to 233 and encodes 75 amino acids.